GCACAGGCGCCACAAGCACAUUGGACCCGGUGUUUACACAAACUCUGAAUUAAUUUUUUAACUUGUUAAAAAACCUCAUUGAACUCUCAUUUUGGGGUGCUGUCUUGAAAUGCAGAAGCUAGGAACCACUUAUUUGGAUGUUGCGCUUCGAGGCUCAAGGGGAAUCAGUACUAGCCAAAUUCGAAUGAAUGGAAAAUCAAACAGUUUGUUUUUGAAGUCGACAAAGAGGAAAAAGUCGUCUCACGAGUGGCUUCAGAGGCAGCUAAAUGAUCCUUAUGUUAAGUGGGCCAGGGUGGAGCAGUACAGAUGCAGAAGCGCUUUUAAAUUAUUGGAGAUUGACGACAAGCACAAGAUUUUGUCACCUGGCAUGAACGUCGUCGACUGCGGUGCAGCUCCAGGAAGCUGGACCCAAGUACUAGUUAAACGAUGCAACCCAGCGAUAAAUAAUGAUCCGAGCCAACCAGCAGGAACCAUAAUUUCAUUGGACAUUCAAGAUUUUUUGCCAGUUGAAGGCGCUCAUAUUUUACCAAAGAGCGAUAUCACCGCAAAGGAAACUCAGGACGCUGUCUUAAAUCUUUUGCAAUCUACAGAUGGAGUUGAUGCCGUUGUCAGUGAUAUGGCCCCUUCUCCGAGUGGAUUCCAGGAAAUGGAUCACGAGAACAUCGUAAAAUUGUCCUACACGGCACUACGAUUCAGUCUGAAAACUAGCAAAAUCGGAGGAACAUUUCUGACCAAAAUAUGGGACGGACGUUUAAGGCAAAAAAUGGAAGACGAUUUAAAGCGUUACUAUGGUCGUGUCCAAGUAGUCAAGCCUAAAUCUAGUAGAUCAGAUAGCGCAGAGGUAUUUUUGUUAGCUCGUGACUUUAAGGGUUUAAAAGCAUGAAAACUUUGAUUGAAAUAAAAUCUGCAAAAGCCUCGGUUUGUA
Cloeon dipterum is the source of this 925-nucleotide messenger RNA. RefSeq names its product Mitochondrial rRNA methyltransferase 2 (gene Mrm2). Bases 110 to 883 code for a protein of 257 amino acids. The transcript has 4 exons. Gene Ontology annotation, biological process: RNA methylation. Gene Ontology annotation, molecular function: rRNA (uridine-2'-O-ribose)-methyltransferase activity. NCBI's taxonomy places the organism in Eukaryota, Metazoa, Arthropoda, Insecta, Ephemeroptera, Baetidae. The record is from RefSeq and is a predicted model, not a curated record. Gene Ontology annotation, cellular component: mitochondrion.